Danio rerio (zebrafish) is the source of this 3511-nucleotide messenger RNA. Lineage: Eukaryota; Metazoa; Chordata; Actinopteri; Cypriniformes; Danionidae. The record is from RefSeq and is a predicted model, not a curated record.
UGUAAGGGUUAAUUCAAACAUCUGCAACUGCGCAUGCGCGAUAACGUCUGCGUCCGUCACAACCUACGGUCACAACAUGGAUUCAGUUGGGGAUGCUGCAGAUGUAAACAAUACCCCUGCAGAAACUCCUUGUCAAAAGCAUGGACAAAAUAUACAUGAUUCAGAAGUUGAUAGACCAUAUGCAGGCCCUGCGAACGAUGGAAGACCAUUUAAUAACCUUCAGGAUUCAAGUAUACAGCCAAUGAUGAACCGAUUUGAAAUUUUACAACUAGAGUUUCAGGAUAGCCAGCUGUCACCUGCGCUACCUCUGCUUCCCUGCUUGGACAAAUCUAACUUUCUUUCUAACUCCAGUGUUUUUCAGGAAACAGAUUUAGAGUUUGUCCCUCUUCGGGGAAUCCCAGACUUCUCGGUUAUCCCUGAGAGAUGUUCAAGUAUUUCAGAUGAAGCAGUAACUGUUGAUUCUCAACUUCAAACUAGUAUUCAUGACCAGGCUACGAUUUCUGAGCAUCCUUUGGAGGUCCCAACAGCCUUGUCAGAGGGUGAAAAUAGUUCCUGUUCACUGUCCCAGCACAGCCUGUCGCAUAAUGACCAUUCUAGAGGACUUGGAAAUCAAAGUAGUGUAUUGUAUAGUAAUGAGUACAAAAUCAACAGACAUAUGGAAGGAGAGGAGCAGACCGCUGCUCAGCGGCUUAGUGAGGGGAUGCAUGCUCGGCCUUUAUUAGAGCUUAGAGAAGAGGACAUUAGUGUGGCUGUUAGCAACAGUAGUGCCAUUUCUUCUCCAUCUGAACCAGGAUCAAAUCAUCAGAACACUCAGAAAAUCCAGACAAGUCCCUCCAAUCUUCAAGCAGACCGAGAGCAGCCACAAGGGGGCUCACUGUCGUUGACAUCUUCAUUUCAGAAGGCUACAGUUUCGACAGCUCGCUCAGAUGUGUCAAAUAUAACGUUUCGUGAUUCACAGAUGGAUACACACCAAACAGCAGAUCAUCUCCACGAUCAACUUCUGACUGCAAGUGGCUCCUUGUCUGCACCAGCAAGUAGGCUCCAUGGUGGGAACAAAAGUUCUGACAGUGCACAAUCUUUCACCAUAGCUGGUGAAGAUCUGAUACAUGUUCCAGGUCUGCAGAGAGCUCUUUUGAGCUCUGGUGGUCGUUUAAUCGGAGCAGAUGGCUCAUUCUUGAGCUCUCAGCCUGUGUUUCAGUCAACACCAGCAGUACCUCCCACGAGACCCCUACCUGCAUUGACUAAACCAUCUCUCAUACACUCCAAACAAAAGGCUGUUGCCUCUGCAGCUACGUUACCUCAAAGCAACCAGUCCAGAACUGGCUUGAUGCCAUUAUUGGAUCUAAGCGACCAACAUUCCUCUUCUAUGUACUCUCAAACAACAUCUAGCAAACCACCAAAGACUGAGCAAACAGUCUCGCAUGCCCAUUCUGUCUCAAACGAACACAUUUCUCCGGCCGUUUUAAAUCCAACAGCCGCUGACACAUCUCGCUCGGACACUCAGCUUUUUUACUCCAGUACAGAGAAGAAAGAUCAAGUUUCUCAUUUGGCUCUUGGGAGAGUACAGUCUCUUCCCAGUCUCAGCUACUUACAAAAAGUAGAUGCCUGGAAAGCCAAUCAGAGUUCGAGCAGAUCGUUUUGUGAUAAUUUGGCCCUGCAAGGAGUUGAUGGUGUGUCACUAAAGAAGAAAGCGCAGGAUGUGGGAUCUGAUAUAUUUAACCAAAUGGAUUCUCGGGACAAGCAUCAGGCACUUUGUAUGAAUGCCAGCUCGCAAUCGAUUCAGCAACUUUCCUCGUCUCAUUCCGGAAGCGUCUCACCUCGUCGUGUUGAUGAAGCUGGGGCAAGUGUGUGUAAAGGACAGGCAUCCGAUUCACCUGUAAUUCGCUCACAAUCUCACUCCUCCCUGAGCUCUGUGGUGACCUCAAUUCAGAGAGACACAGGCACACUCAGCAAGCAAGCCCCAUUAACGCAAUCUAAAGAUGUUCCGGCCACCAAUCAGUCUUCCUUAAUUUCAGGUGGAAGUAAUGAAGGGAUGAAUACUUCAGCCGCUCACAUGGACACAAACGCCAUCAAGAUGUCUCCUUUCCUCAGUCUUGGUCGCUUUAGUGAUGUGUCCUCGAGCGUCAACCUGAGCAGCACUCUCUCCAGCUCUCAAGGCAGUUACCAUGGCGAGCAGAGUAUGCGGGCAUCAGUGGGAGCUGCGUCUUCUGUAGUAAGUCUUGAGGUGGAUAAUUACGCCCCUUAUUGGACCUCCAGACCUACUUCUCCUCCACACACAAGGGAGUUCAACAUUGAAGACAGAAUCCCGCUCUACCUCCUAAAUUUGGGUAUCGACCAAUCACCUUCUACAAUCCUAAAUCCCUUUACUCGUCGUGGACCAAUCAGAGAGCCUGAAUUCUCUCCUACUGACUUAUGCACCAUCAAAGGCUCCAUAGGAACACCAACCAAAAGCACACAACCAUCUGAAGUGGACAGUCUUCAGAAGGAGACAUUCUCCAGCUCUAGUCAACACUCAACUGAAUCCAGCGCUUCUGUCUCACACCACCUGUCAGUGCAUGAGCUAAGCCAGCCAGCCACUGACAGCAGUGUAAAGGUGAUAUUAACCCAGGCAGAUGCUGCACAGCUUCAGUCAACAUCACAUCCUUCAACAACCCUACAACAAUCUGAUGCUGCAGAAAGUGAAAGGAGCUUUAGUUUGCCAGUCCCAGAAUCAGGGCCUAGAGAAGUGGUAAAAGCGGAUGAUGACUCUCUUGUGGGUUCUGGCACACUGCAUGAAAUCAGGCGUUUGCUGGGCCGAGCAGAAAGCCUGGUAUCCGGUCGAUCAUCAUUAACAUCCUCCCCUGGUUCACACCGCUUAUCGGAAAGUGACACGUCGCUUGUUUCGCUAGGACGAAACGCUCGAGGUUAUCACACUGACACAUCUCUGUCAGCUGGUGGGAACCUUUCUCUACUGCUGACCCGCUCUUCAUCAGACUCUGCUUUGAAAGGAAGCUUGUCAUCUUCCCAGGGUCCACAGCAUAUUGACCUGACAACUGUAAAGCCUGCUGCUCUCUCUUUAAGCAGAGAGGAAAGUUUGAAGGCACGUGACCUCCGUGUGACCCCAAGGCGGGCUGAACCUGAGGGCUGCAGCGCUGCAGACCCAGAUAAGGGAAAACCGACUACAACCACAUCUGGCACACAGAUCAAUCUCCCUUCGAUUGCAGUGAGUGUUCCACAGAAUGAGGAGGACACGUCUGAGGAUGCUCCGAUUGGCUCCUCGGAGAAUAGUUUGUCUCAUGUCUCUGCCGAGGCUGAAAGCUUGAGUGACAGCAGCAGCGAAAGUUCAUUGGCUGCCAGAGUUGCCAAACUCCUUCAGAGUGAGUCGCCUGUUUCUAUGGUUACAAGCCGACCAAGCACAGCUGACCCAGAAGAUAGUCGUGCGCGAGGUAAACACACUGAUUUGUCUAUGACAGAGAUGCCUAAACUAGGGCCCGCGUGCCACCUGAGAAUGGUUUAGAGAUUGUCAUUUUAA